Meloidogyne enterolobii is the source of this 507-nucleotide messenger RNA. NCBI's taxonomy places the organism in Eukaryota, Metazoa, Nematoda, Chromadorea, Rhabditida, Meloidogynidae. The record is from the annotation of a GenBank genome assembly.
AUGCAAAAGGUGGCCUGCUCGCCAGGUUGUAAAAUCCUUUAUGGAGAUACAGAUAGUAUACUUUUUGCCCAUCCAUCGAACAUGAAUUGCCCCCUUCAAACCGGCCCCCAUCUAGGAGAGUUAGCAAAGGAAUAUGCAGGUUUUUCUAUAAAAGAGUAUGUUGGUGGAGCCUGCAAAGCAUAUGCACUAAGAAUGAUCAAUGUUAAAAAUGGAAGGGAGAGCAGUGUACUUAAAGUGCGCGGAAUAACUCUAACAAAUGAUGUCUGCAAACUUUUACACUUUCAAAGUUUCAAAGACAGCGUUCUUUUGUAUGCCAAUGAGGGAGAUGAAGAAAAUGAAGAUGAAAACUUAAAUGAAGGGAGGAUAAUGGUAGAAAAUUCAAAUUUUUUGCGGCCAAAUUUGAAAGAAGGGAAUAUUUAUUCAACAAAGAUGCACAAAAUGUUUAGACCGAUUAUUCAGAAAGGUAUUAUUUCUAAUUUAAAAAUUGUACAUUUUGGACAAAAAUAA